AUGUAAGAAAAAUAAAAACCAAAAUUAUUCCUCGAAAAAUUAUUCGAUUUAUUAGAGGUAUAUUCAAUUGUAACUAGUCUGGUGAAGCAUAUAAUAUUAUUCAAUGGACUGUCGAUAAAGAUGCUAUCAAAAUUAUUAAUCGAUAAUAAUUGAUUAGUGAUAUCCUACCCAACAUUUUUAAAUAGACAUCCUAUAAGAGUUUUACUAAAUAGAUGAAUCUUUACAAUUUUAAAAGUACUAAAGAUGAAAAUGGUUUUACUAUUUUUAUUAAUCCAAAUUUUACUCAAAGUUCGCUUAAUCUUACAUAAAUUAUGGCAGAGAAACGAACAAUUAAAAAGUCGAAAAAAGAAGAUAAUAAAAAGAGAAGUGAAUUAUAACAUGAACAUGAAUAACUUAAAUAGAGAUUAAUGGCAUUAUUCAAAUAUUAAGUGACACUUUAAAAUGAAAUCAAAACAUAAUUGGAAAUACACAAACAUCUUUAAAUGAGAGUGGCCAUUAUUAAAAAAUGUAUUUAUACUCGUAAAGAGAACGGUUUAAAAAGAAGAAGAAAACUUUAUAAUUUUUUGAAUUCUUUUUUUACACAUCUCAAAUCUUCAGUUAUAUGUAUUCAUUUUACAUUUACAGAAAAUUAGGUCAAAAAUUUCUCAUUUUGAAUCAUGAUCUAAUAUGUUAAUGUGAUGACAACGAUGAAGAAUAAUGUCUAGAUUUUUAGAAUUCUAGGUCAUUAUAUCAAACACCUUAUUUGACACCUAGAAAUCUUACAAUUUUCUAAUAAAAUUCCAUAAGAUAAUUAUAAGAUUUAUUUUAUGAUGAAGAUAAUAAACCAAAGUCUUUUUUAUAACUUACACCUGAAUAAUAAAAAUAAUUUAUAGAAACUAUUUGGGAUGAUUGA
Paramecium primaurelia is the source of this 892-nucleotide messenger RNA. The record is from the annotation of a GenBank genome assembly. Lineage: Eukaryota; Ciliophora; Oligohymenophorea; Peniculida; Parameciidae.